This is a messenger RNA of Symbiodinium pilosum, 210 nucleotides long. Lineage: Eukaryota; Dinophyceae; Suessiales; Symbiodiniaceae. The record is from the annotation of a GenBank genome assembly.
AUGGAGAACAGGCGCUCUGAUGGUCGACCUUCGCGGUUUGGGCGUAUUUUUAGCUCUUUAUUGCCAAUGCAGUCUCGAGUUGUCCGAGCAGAAGAGGUACCUCCGCCAAGUCCUGUGGAGACAAAGCCAGCAGAGCCUGCACCCAGCCCAGAGGAAUCCGCAGUGCAGUUCGAGAUGAUCCACCGAGAAUGGCAGAACAUUUCGAUGCAG